GUCUUCCGUGGAAACUGCUUCUCCGAGGCUGGAUUUGGGGGAGGAAUACUAGACUUGGAGGAGUCUGCGCGCUCCUCGCUUCCCCGCGCCUCGCGGUCGCCGCUAGUUCACCGCGCAGUCCCCGAGCUCGCUCCCCACCCCACCCACUUCCUGUGCUCGCCCGGGGGGCGUGUGCGCCAGGCGGCCCGAGUUCUGGGAAGUUGUGGCCGUCGAGGAUGGGGGUCUGUGGGUACCUGUUCCUGCCCUGGAAGUGCCUCGUGGUCGUGUCUCUCAGGCUGCUGUUCCUUGUACCCACAGGAGUGCCCGUGCGCAGCGGAGAUGCCACCUUCCCCAAAGCGAUGGACAACGUGACGGUCCGGCAGGGGGAGAGCGCCACCCUCAGGUGCACCAUUGACAACCGGGUCACCCGGGUGGCCUGGCUAAACCGCAGCACAAUCCUGUACGCUGGGAAUGACAAAUGGUGUCUGGAUCCUCGCGUGGUCCUCCUGAGCAACACCCAAACCCAGUACAGCAUCAAGAUUCAGAAUGUGGAUGUGUACGACGAGGGCCCGUACACCUGCUCAGUGCAGACAGACAACCACCCAAAGACCUCUCGGGUCCACCUCAUUGUACAAGUAUCUCCCAAAAUUGUAGAGAUCUCUUCAGAUAUCUCCAUUAACGAAGGGAACAAUAUCAGCCUCACCUGCAUAGCCACAGGUAGACCAGAGCCGACAGUUACCUGGAGACACAUUUCUCCCAAAGCUGUUGGCUUUGUGAGUGAAGAUGAAUACUUGGAAAUUCAGGGCAUCACCCGGGAGCAGUCAGGGGACUAUGAGUGCAGUGCCUCCAAUGAUGUGGCUGCCCCAGUGGUUCGGAGAGUAAAGGUCACCGUGAACUAUCCACCCUACAUUUCAGAAGCUAAGGGCACGGGUGUCCCUGUGGGACAGAAGGGGACACUGCAGUGUGAGGCCUCGGCUGUUCCCUCAGCAGAAUUUCAGUGGUUCAAGGAUGACAAAAGACUGAUUGAAGGAAAGAAAGGCGUCAAAGUGGAAAACAGACCUUUCCUCUCAAAACUCAUCUUUUUCAAUGUCUCUGAACAUGACUACGGGAACUACACUUGUGUGGCUUCCAACAAGUUGGGCCACACCAAUGCCAGCAUCACGCUAUUUGGCCCUGGUGCAGUCAGCGAGGUUAGCAAUGGGACAUCACGGAGGGCAAGCUGUGUUUGGCUCCUCCCCCUUCUGGUCUUACACCUUCUCCUCAAAUUUUGAUGGGAGCGCCCCUUCCCCUUUGGGUAGAGCUGCCACCACCGCAUCUCCAACACCCGCAGCACGGCCACGCGACAGCAACAAGUCAGGAUCAAAUGAAAUUUUGGAGAAUCGCCGCUCAUAAGAGAGAAAUUUGAGGGAGGGGAACAAACAAUACUUUGGGGGAAAGAAAAAAAACCACAAAAAGUUUAAAAAGGAAAAAAAAAAGGAAAAUUGAAAAUCGCCUUGCAGAUAUUUAGGUACCGCUGAGUUUUCUUUCUUUUCCAAAAUGGGAAGAAUGCACACCCGGCUUGGACCCACCCACAAGCUGCAUUAAGUGACUUCUCUGUCACCAGGGUGGGCAAGGGCUCAGCUAUUCUGCCCACUAAGUGCCCCCCCACCCCGUGGACCACUCUGAAGUCACCAUCCCAAAUUCCAUCCUUCCUAAGGAUACAGACAAAUGCAGAGUGAGACACGUGGUCCCA
Molecule: messenger RNA, 1711 nt
Organism: Dipodomys ordii (Ord's kangaroo rat)
Lineage: Eukaryota; Metazoa; Chordata; Mammalia; Rodentia; Heteromyidae
Gene: Ntm
Product: neurotrimin
Exons: 7
Coding region: 216-1250 (344 amino acids)
Cellular component (GO): neuron projection
Source: RefSeq, a predicted model, not a curated record